AUGGCCGAAGUUGUGGAUGUGGCGUCUUCAAAAGAUCAGGCCUCUGCCGAGGUGGCCGCAAUGGUUCCACAACAGAUAAUCAACAAGACACCGCGCAAGACAGAAACCGGAUUAUUGCAGCUAUUCAAGCAUCAUGAUAUCAUCAUCGAGGAAAACACCAAGGUUGGAAACGCUCCGCACGAAAUUCAAC
Molecule: messenger RNA, 190 nt
Organism: Amoebophrya sp. A120
Lineage: Eukaryota; Dinophyceae; Syndiniales; Amoebophryaceae
Source: the annotation of a GenBank genome assembly